AUGUGUAAUUCUUUCAUGAGAUCUCGUCAUGCUAUAAACGUAAAUAUCAUAUUUGUCCUCUGCCCUUCUUUUAUCAAUAUGGCUGAGGCCAAAGCUAAAGGACCCAGCUUCAGAUGGGAAAGUCUUAAAGGCAUGCCAACGAAACGUGUCUUCUCUUCACCUGUAGAAUGCAAUGGCUGCUUAUAUGUUGUGGGAGGCUGUGAUGCAAAAGGAGUCCCUUUACCAUGCUUUGAAAUGUAUGAUCCUGGUAAGAGGCACUGGUCAAGGUUGGCUGAUAUGCCUACUAAACGAGCUGGAGCAGCUGCAGCGGUGGUUGGAGAUAACAUUAUAGUGUUUGGGGGCGUAGCAGAAACUCAGCAACCUUUAGAUUGUGUUGAAGCAUAUAAUAUUAAAGAAAAAAAAUGGACAGUAAAAGAACCAAUGAUUGAACAUUUGUUAGGCAUAUCUGCAGUAGUCAAAGAUGGCCAGGUUCUUGUUUUGGGUGGAAUGGCACUAGAUACAAACCCUAGAGAUUUCUUGUUGAGUUAUAACAUAGAAACCAACAAGUGGAAGAGUAUGCCAUCCAUGCCUACUGCUAGAUAUGCAACAUUUUCAUUUCUUCUAAAUGAUGAGAAAGAUCUGUAUGUUAUUGGGGGAAGACAGGGUAAACUGCCAACUACAGCAUUUGAAGUGUUCAACUUUGAGACAAACAAAUGGCGAGAACUUCCUGCCAUCCCUAGCAAAAGAGUGUUUGCUUUGUACACAACUUCAGAUACCCAUAUGUUCAGCAUGGGAGGCCUCAAGAAGAAGGCUCAGGAAGGGUUUUCUGAUGUUUGUGAGGCAUUUGAUUUGAAAAAUGAGGAAUGGAAAGUUGGUAAAUCUAUACCCACAGCUAGAGGGGACUUUGCUAUAGCAUAUAUGGGUAACAAAGUGAUAUGUGCUGGGGGCCUAGGCAAUCAGGGAAAACCGUUGACAACUGUAGAGGCAUAUGACCUUGACACAGAUAGCUGGAGUGAAAUCGGCUACACAUCAUGGGAGGACUAUGUUUACAAGGCCCUAGUGGUCACAUGGAGGCACUUGGAUUUAAAUAAAUGUAAGCUCAUACUUUCAAGUUGAGGGUCAUGUAAGUCUGAUAUCAAUGGAUAGAACUCCCCAAAAAAGUUUCUGUGUGCCAAGUGAAAAAUCAUGAUUUGAUUGUAACUUGAAAGGUAUGAUACUAAGUGUAGUUUAGGAAUAAAAGCUACAUUCACCAAAGGAGUCUAUUUGAAUUACAAGGUGAAACCAGUUUGGUGUAUGUAUUGUACAUCGCUGCAUAUCACCGACACCAACAGCUUUUACUAUUGAAUCGUUUGUAACCGGAAGGGACUUGUUGGGUUGAAUUUGAGACAGCCAUUCUAUAAGUACACCAAUGUUUUUUGGAUAUUUCUUAUCAUUGUUAUUAUCAUAUAUCAAAGUAAAAUCUUGUUAAGGGCUAAAAUCCCUGAAUAUUAUGCCAAAUCCAAGUGAAUCCCUUCUUGUUAUACGUCAUACUGUUCCAUGACAGAAAUAUCCAUCAAAUGAAAUACUCAAAUUUCUGUGAAACUGGUGCCCCAUAAUUGCAACUUUGCUUAUUGAGGUUAUGACAUAAAGUUAUGAAUGCACCAUGAUCAGUGGCAUAGUGUGGGUAUUUUGUGAGUGUACGCCAUGAGUGAGCGAGGCGAUCAAGCUUUGAGGGGGGAAAGAAAAUUUGAAAAUGAUA
Molecule: messenger RNA, 1717 nt
Organism: Owenia fusiformis
Lineage: Eukaryota; Metazoa; Annelida; Polychaeta; Sabellida; Oweniidae
Source: the annotation of a GenBank genome assembly